This is a messenger RNA of Striga hermonthica, 616 nucleotides long. The record is from the annotation of a GenBank genome assembly. NCBI's taxonomy places the organism in Eukaryota, Viridiplantae, Streptophyta, Magnoliopsida, Lamiales, Orobanchaceae.
UGAAAUCAGCAGGAGGCUGUGCUGGAGUAUCACGGCUUCACUCGCUUUCCUUGCUCUGGUCGGCGUUCAGCUCGCGCGGGUAUGGGAUGCUCCCCAUGGAGAAAUUAACCCGUUGAAGCUGUUGAAAGUGGUAACAUGCUCCUCAGCAUACAUCUUCAUCCUACUCCUGCUGCCGUUUACACACCGCAUUCAGAAAAUCGAGCCGGGAGUAUUUGUCAGUAUCGUGCUCGUCUCGAUAGUUCUCUGUCUGCCGAUUUGGUUGGCCCACUACUCGGAGGAUAGCUGGGAACUGGUCACGGUCAACCUCAUUUUCCUCCACAUUAUGGCUUUAGUUAAUUCGGCUUUGGUCUCUAUCAAACAAUUCGACCUGCCUUAUAUCGGUCUCACAGUUGUCAUGAACCUGUUGUUUUUUGUUGCCCACAAGUACGAAAAGUCAGGGAGGGCCUUCCGGAUGAUAAAUGUGUAUUACAUCGUUUAUGCAAAUACAUGGGUCGAGUUUAUUGGGGAUGUUGUGGCCAAAAUGAAGGUGCCUGAGUUUCCUGAGUUUGUUUGGCGGGUCAGGGAUGUAUUGGCUGAUGUCUGGGGCAGGAUGCCGAACUUCUUCCACUUGCGUAAG